This is a messenger RNA of Mya arenaria, 1600 nucleotides long. RefSeq lists its product as uncharacterized. Bases 230 to 1600 code for a protein of 456 amino acids. Lineage: Eukaryota; Metazoa; Mollusca; Bivalvia; Myida; Myidae. The transcript is spliced from 5 exons. The record is from RefSeq and is a predicted model, not a curated record.
UGCACAGACGUUUUUGAACUAUCUCAAGGAUUACCCGCCAACAAAAAAGAAACUCAACUACGAGAAUAUCAACAACAAUGUUCAGCACAGAAAGGAUUUUAAGAAAUACGACUUUCAAGUGCAACAUGCAGCGGAUUUUUCAAAGUUAUUUCUACAGACACAUUUAGCGCAUUACAGUGGAUUUGAUGACUCAUGCGACUCGAGCGCCUUGCUCGCCAUUAUUGGAAACAUGGACGGAUUUUCAACAAUCUUUAAGAAAGCGGCAGAUGAGCUCCGGAAAGACGUACGAAACCCUUGGGCACAUGCAAACUUUGAUGAGUGGGACGUUUUGAAGUAUCAAAGUGCUUUUCAGAUCAUGCAUAAAGUGGUAAAGAAUAUGCAACUCCCUGUGGCAGAGACAGCUAAAGUGGUAGCCGAUUUGGCAUUAUGGGAAACGAACGGAAUUCAUUUCCUGUCUGGGACAACACUUGGGAUAGAUAUUUUGACAUGUUUCAACGAAAAGACGAAAGCUCUUGCUAAAUACAUCAUCGGAUUGGAGACAAUGACUUAUGAAAACUGUGAAGCUUGCAGUAAUGCCCUCGAUAAAAUAACAGUCAGACUGGAUAAUACAUUUCGUUCACUGGAAUCAAAUCAAAAGGCACUUCUGAAAAAGACCAGUUUACUUGCUGCAACAGUAGAACAUAAUUCAGAAAAUAUUGCUGAAUUGCGUUCCGAAAUAAACGAAACAACAGAACGCGUUGCUUGCACAGAGAUUAAAUUGACCGAUGCAACAGAAAACAUACAAACUGUAAAGGAUGACAUUGAAACGUUGAAAGAUAAGGUGUUUACAAAUAAACUUCGUGUUGGUGAUACAGGAAAAAAAGAUACAGACACAACAAAAGGAAUCACGCCAUUUUUCAAUGUUCCAAAUCGACUAUAUGAUUUUACAGGUCGAGCCGCUGAAAAAGAGACUCUUGCUAGACGUUUUCAGUCUAAAAGUGCCGCCUCUUGUAUGCAAAUUAUAUGCGGUCUUGGGGGAACAGGAAAAACAUCUUUGGCAGUUGAAUACGCAUGGGAGUAUGCCAACUACUACCAAAAACAUGUUUUCUCCAUCAACGCAGAAUGCGAGGAAACCUUUUGCAAUGCGAUCCAAUGUUUAGCUUUUGAUAUAGAAACAGUUGGGAAAAAUGUAAAGGAAACCUUGUACAAAACGACAAAAUGGCUAACAUCGUUGAAACAUAGAUGGUUACUCCUCAUUGAUAAUAUGGAUACCGAUGAUAUAAGUGGUGUUUUAAAAGAGUUUCUAUUUGAUGCCCGCAUUCGCAAUUCAAACGCACACAUCAUAAUAACGUCUCGCCGUAAUGCUGACGAUGCUGAGGAAACAUUUCAAGUUGAAAAGGACGACUGCUUAUCUCUUGACGUGUUCACGCAAGAAGAAAGCAUUCUCCUUUUGGAAAAAAGAACCGCGCUGAACGUUGAUGACGACGCGGAAUCAGUCAUUGGGAUCCAAACAUCGUCUGUAAAGCUUUUGAAAAAUGUGCAAAGCCUGUGGAAGUUUUGCAGCAAUGUUCCGACACAGAAACGCUCAAAAGAGGCACUCUUCAUCUUUGGCAUAGAUUAG